This is a messenger RNA of Arachis stenosperma, 786 nucleotides long. RefSeq lists its product as uncharacterized. Bases 1 to 786 code for a protein of 261 amino acids. The record is from RefSeq and is a predicted model, not a curated record. The transcript is spliced from 3 exons. Lineage: Eukaryota; Viridiplantae; Streptophyta; Magnoliopsida; Fabales; Fabaceae.
AUGGAAAGAGGUUUGAGACAAGGUGACACACUUUCUCCUUUCUUAUUUGAUCUGGUUGUGGAUGUGCUGCAUCGAAUGGUUGGAGAGGCUAUCAGGAACGGUCGCAUAUCUCUGUUGUUGGUAAGGAGAGAUAGUAUAGAGUUGUCGCACCUGCAGUUUGCUGAUGAUACUAUUCUAUUUUGUCCACCUGAAGAGGAGACUAUUAAGAACUACCAGCGUCUUCUGCGAUGUUUUGAGUUGAUGUUAGGACUCAGGAUUAAUUUUGAUAAGUCCAGCUUGAUUCCAAUUAAUUGUGAUGGGCAGUGGGUCCAACGUAUGUGCAAGUUAUUAGGUUGUAAGGGGGACACCCUUUCAGUUAAAUACCUUGGAAUAUCUUUGGGAGAAAAUCCGAGGUUGAUGAAGAUCUGGAAUCCUAUAAUAGACAAAGUGGAGGAAAAACUCAAUCUAUGGAAAGCUAAGGUGUUGAACAAGGCGGGAAAGUUGGUGCUUGUCAAAUCAGUCUUAAAUAGUUUGCCAGUGUACUAUUUGAGCUUGUUCAAGAUGUCGAAAGCUGUUGUUGAGAAACUGAUUUCAUUGCAGAGAAGAUUCCUAUGGAGUAAGGAAGAUGGUAGAAAUGGUAUGGCUUUAGUACUGCAGGAGGAAAUGCUUCCAGAGGAGGUAAUCAACUACAGCUUCACUAGGACCAUUUGGAAAGGUUUGGUUUCACCAAGAGUGGAGCUGUUUGCUUGGUGUGGAGUGCUUGGAUAUCAGGGUUUGACCGUCAUUGGUCUUGUCCGGGUUCGAUGA